AUGAUUUACAUCGAAGUUGUAAAGGACGUCAAACCAAUCAAGCAACUGCAAAUGAUACCAUGUUAUUGUUGCAAAAAGUACUUCGGUAGCGAAUCACUUUUACAAAGCCACAUCAAAUUCUCUCACGAUACCGGCGAGAAAAAGUGUAAAAUUUGCCAAGAAACCUUCCAACACUCGGAAGCCCAAAAAGCCCACAUGCAAAAAUUCCAUCUGAAUCAAUUCAAUUACUAUUGCAAGCUCUGUGAUGAAGGUUUCUCAUUGCGCAACGAAUACGAGCACCACAAGGAAACCUUGCACGAACCCAAAAAAUCCUGCAAAAUUUGCAAACAAUUUUUCGACUCUACCAAAAGCCUAAAAGUCCACAUGGAUACUCACCUGGGAAACAAAACCAAGCACGAAGAAUGUCCCAUUUGCAAGGGCCUAUUCAAAGAUCUGCAACGUCACCAUUUCCAAAGCCACACAAAUGAACGCAAGUUGAUUUGUGACAUUUGCGGCAAAGAUUUCAAAGAAAUCGGGACGUUGAGGCUUCAUAUUAUGAUCCACAAAGGUAUAAGGCCUCAUGUUUGUGAAGUUUGCGGUUUCGAAUUUUUGACCAAACAAAAGUUGAAUGUGCAUAUGCGAAGACAUACUGGAGAGAAGCCUUAUAGUUGUGAGGUUUGUGCCAAAACUUUUACAAGACGAGGAGGGUUGGUUCAACAUUUUAGAUUGCACUCGGGAGAAAAACCUUAUUCGUGCAAAUAUUGUUUGGAAACUUUCAGUAGACAGUGGUACCUUUCGAGGCAUUAUAAAUCACAACACAAAGAUAUUGUUAAUGCAUAA
Molecule: messenger RNA, 819 nt
Organism: Ceutorhynchus assimilis (cabbage seed weevil)
Lineage: Eukaryota; Metazoa; Arthropoda; Insecta; Coleoptera; Curculionidae
Source: the annotation of a GenBank genome assembly